This is a messenger RNA of Scaptodrosophila lebanonensis, 4621 nucleotides long. RefSeq names its product structural maintenance of chromosomes protein 4 (gene glu). Gene Ontology annotation, cellular component: chromosome. Bases 110 to 4285 code for a protein of 1391 amino acids. The record is from RefSeq and is a predicted model, not a curated record. Gene Ontology annotation, molecular function: ATP binding; ATP hydrolysis activity; protein binding. The transcript has 5 exons. Gene Ontology annotation, biological process: mitotic chromosome condensation. NCBI's taxonomy places the organism in Eukaryota, Metazoa, Arthropoda, Insecta, Diptera, Drosophilidae.
CGCGCCUUUUAGAGUUCUUUGGAUUUUACUCGUUUAACUUAAAAUUUUAGAAGAAUUAUUAAAAUCAUUGUGAUUAAAGCAGUGAAUAAUAAAUACAAAAUAAUUAAGAAUGGUGGGCACGCCUAAGGGUGCACGCCAAAUCGGGCAAUUUAAAGUUCCGGGGCCGCCUCGUGCACAAAAUCAACAGCCACUACCGGAGUUUCCGCUGCAGGAUGCCGAUGACGCUGAUAACUCUGUCAACGUCUUGGACGAUGCCCUGAUUUUAGAUGAUGAGGAAGGUGGAACUCGUAUUGGGGAUAUCUAUAUUCCACCGCCAGUUCCGGCGCACUGCUCUAUGGAGAGCACGGGACCGCGUUUGAUAAUCAAGCGCAUUGUGAAUCACAAUUUCAAAAGUUACGCAGGCCAAGUGAUUCUGGGUCCGUUUCAUCAUUCCUUUACUGCCAUUAUUGGUCCAAAUGGCAGUGGCAAGAGUAAUGUUAUCGAUUCAAUGAUGUUUGUUUUUGGCUGUCGCGCCAAUCGCAUUCGCUGCAAGAAGGUCUCGACACUUAUUCAUCAGUCGGCAAAGUAUCCCAAUUUGCGAAGCUGUGCAGUAGCCGUGCAUUUUGAGCAGGUGGUGGAUAAGGACGAUGGUACAUGUGAUACCGUGCCGAAUUCACAGUUCGUGGUGGAACGCACUGCUAUGAGGGAUAAUACAUCCUAUUAUCAGCUCAAUGGAAAACGCGUGCAACUAAAAGAGGUGGCCCAGCUACUCAAAAAGCAUAACGUGGACUUGGAGCACAAUCGUUUUCUUAUAUUGCAGGGUGAAGUUGAAUCUAUAGCGAUGAUGAAACCGAAAGGUCAGAAUGAAAACGAAUCGGGCAUGCUGGAGUAUCUCGAGGAUAUAGUGGGUACAGAGCGUUACAUACGCUCACUGCAGCAGAUAAACCAUCGUGUGGAUCAACUUACUGACGAGCGCACAGAUAAGCACAAUCGUUGCAAACUGGCGGAGCGUGAAAUGAAAGACUUGGAACAACCAUACAACGAGGCUGUAGAAUUCCUGCGCACAGAGAACGACUUUGUGCGCACCAAAAACUGGGUGACUCAAAAGUACAUUAGUUUAAAGAAACAAAAGCUGGAGGAGCACACCCAGGAUCACGAAAAGCAUGUUGCAGACUUGAAAGAACACGACGAGGGCACAGCGGCUAUUAAAAGUGAACGCGCUGAAAAGGAGAAGAUUAUAAAAGAAGAAGUAGAGGCUUAUGAAUUGCUAUGCAAAACCCGAGACGACCUCAAGAAGAAACAGGCGGGUGAGGAGCGUAGCUACAAUGAAAUUCAAAGCGCCAUGGAGGAUACAAAUAAGCAGCGCAAAAAGGAUAAGGCACAGAUCGAGAAAAAUGAGAAAGAAUUGGAAAACUUACACAAAUUGCCGGAGAAAAAUGAAAAAGAAAUUGAAGAAUGUCAAACAAAAUUGGAGCGCCUGGAGAAGGAAAAAACAAAAUUGAAUGAGGAUUUGGAGCAAAAGCUCGCCGAAAUGAAAGAAAAAACCGAACCGUUAACAGAGAAACGCCUUAAAUGUAGCGAUGAACUGGUCGGCCUCAAGGAAGAAGUCAAUGCUGCAAAGGCAGAGCUACAGGUUCACCAAUCUGAGCUAAAUAUGCUGAAGCAAGUGGAGACGAUAGAGAGGCGGAAAUACGCGUGUUUCGUUGAAUCCUAUGAAGAGUCGGAACGCGGUCUGGAGGCAAAACAAGCUCAACUCAAAGAAUUAUCACAACGCAUGCCCGAUAUAAAAGCAGAAAUAGAAAAAAAGAACGCAGAACUAGAUAAAUAUGGCAAGGAAGAACGUGUGUUAUCGGCCAAGUGCGCAAAGCUGCGUGAAGAGAUCAAUGAACGCUCCUCAAACAUGCAAAUGCAACGUUCUAACAACAAAGUGCUAGACUUUUUAAUGCGCCAAAAAAUGGAAGGUAAAAUACCAGGCAUACUUGGACGUUUGGGAAAUUUGGGUGGCAUUAAUGCCAAAUAUGAUAUUGCAAUAUCAACGGCCUGCGGUCGAUUGGACAACAUUGUGGUGGACCGCUUGGACACAGCACAAGCGGCCAUUGCGGCCCUGAAGCAAUAUAACGUGGGUCGUGCCUCGUUUAUAGCACUGGAGAAGCUGGAGCAUCAUGCUUAUCCUAUUAAUACGCCGGAGAACGUGCCACGUCUCUACGAUCUUGUUGAAAUCGAAGAUGAACGUGUUCGUCCAGCAUUCUACUUCGCCCUCGGAAACACACUGGUGGCUAACGAUCUUGAGCAAGGCUCACGCAUCGCCUAUGGACGGGUACGAUUCCGUGUGGUAACCCUACGUGGUGAGAUUAUUGAACAGACGGGCACCAUGUCCGGUGGUGGCAAUCGUCCCAUUUGCGGGAAAAUGGGCACCCAAGUGCAGACGAAGACGAGCGAGUCAGCCAACAGUUCACAAAUCUCCCAAAAGGCGCUAGAGGAAAUGCAAAUACAGGCUGAAGAACUACAGUCUCGCAUCAAUUACUGUCAGGAGCAGCAAGGGCGGCUAGAACGGGAACUGCAGCAAUUGCAAGUGACGCUCCAACGCAGCGAGUCUGAACAGAAACAUCUAAGCGUGAGCAUUAAGUCUCUGGAGCAGCAGAUGUCCAGCAGCCUAAAACAGUGUGAGCAGCAGAAAAGACGCAUGGAGAACAUAACCACCAAUGCAGGAGCGAUAAAAGCCCGUGAAGCUCAAAUUACUGAGGCACAAAAGCGUCUCGAUAAGGUUUCCGAAAAAGAAAUGGCCAUGAGCGAUCAGAUUGAGAAAAUUCAGCAAGAAUAUGACAACCUUCGCAAUGAGAAUGUAAAACCAGUGGAGGCUAAAAUCAAGAAAGUUAGCAAUCAGAUUGAAAAACUCGCUGCAAAUAUACGAUCUUUGAAUGUGGCGCUGAGCACUGCUGAACGCAACAUUGAACGGAUUAACAAGAACACAAACAAUUUGAAGGAAAACAUCAAGACGGCGGAGGACAAAUUGCGCGAACUGAACGAACAGCGUCAAAAAUGUUUGGAAUGUAAGGAGUUCCUCGAAACGCGUUUCAAAGAAGCAGAGGAGGGCAUCAAAAAUGCAAAGUCCCAGUCUUCCGAAAUAAAAAAGGAUAUUGAUAAACUCAAUGAACAGGAAAAGGAGCGUAAUCUGCAGCGGGUAGAAAUUGAAACAAAAGUCCAAGAGGUAGUCGUCAAAAUUAACGAAGUCAAGUCGGAAAUACCAUACUGGAUAGCUCAAUUAAAGCCCUUAACACUGCACGAUAUACCCGGCGACACAGAACCGCAGCCACCACUUAAAACAUAUACUGAGGAAGAGCUCUGUUCGGAGAAUCUCAAGGCUAUGCAAUACAAACAAUCUAUACUCGAGGAGCAGUUGAAGAAAAAGCCCAAUUUGCAAGUCAUCAGUGAGUUUUGUGAUAAACGCGAUAAGUAUUUAGAGCGAGUCCAGGUGCUCGAGGAUAUAACGUCUAAACGUAAUGAGAUGCGCGACAAAUACGAGGAGGUUCGCAAGCGACGCUAUACAGAAUUUAUGGAGGGCUUUAACAUCAUAACGCGCAAGCUGAAGGAAAUGUACCAAAUGAUUACUUUAGGUGGCGAUGCUGAACUCGAGCUAGUGGAUUCGAUGGAUCCCUUUACGGAGGGAGUCGCAUUUAGUGUGCGUCCACCGAAAAAGACCUGGAAGAACAUCUCCAAUCUGUCGGGUGGUGAGAAGACACUUUCGUCACUAGCUUUGGUAUUUGCUUUGCACUAUUAUAAACCCUCGCCUCUAUACUUUAUGGAUGAAAUCGACGCAGCAUUGGAUUUCAAAAAUGUCUCAAUCGUGGGUCAUUACAUAAAGGAACGCACUAAGAACGCUCAGUUCAUCAUUGUUUCGCUUCGAGUAAAUAUGUUUGAGCUUUCCAAUUAUAUUGUGGGCAUAUAUAAAGUAAACGAUUGCACGCAGUCCAUAACCAUGCGAAAUUAUCAAGUGGAGCAGCCACAAUCGCAGCUCCCACAAACACAGCUUUCUGUAUCACAACUACCCUCGUACCAGUUUCCAUUAACACAACAGUUGCUUUCUUCACAACUGCCUCAAUCAUCAGCAGCGACAUCAGUCUUUCAAAAUACAUUGGUCCAGGAGGAUAUGCUCUCCAGUCAAACUACAUUUGAGACCGAGACUAGUUCAACCACAUGUGGCAGGGAAUUAACUUUUGCGCCUACACUUGAAAGCACCGUAGUCUCACAUCGUAUCACAUCAUCACUAUUAAAUGUGAACGAUAACAUUGGAUCUACUCAGAAUUAAAAUAGUUCAACACAAUUGCAAUAUUUUACGAAUUUUUUUUUAUAGUAUAAUUAUGAAUAAAGUACAUUAAACUCUUUAAAUAAGAUAAGAUCCGGACGGAAUAUAUGUAUGUACAUCGACUUUUGUUGCUAAAUUUAAAUAAAAAUGUAAUUAAAUAAAUUGACAAAGUAAAAACCGGGUAAUUGUUGCUGCUAAAUAUGUAAACGUGCGCUUAUUGACGGUGUAGGGUUUGUAUAGAAUUGGGUCCGGCAUUCUUGGCCGUUAUUUAUUUAUGUACAUACAUACAUAGGCCGGUGUUUUGGCACUCACCAACAACUGAAUUUGACAAAGAGUUCA